AUGGAAUUAGUAGCAGAGGUGGAAGCCGUGGGGUCUGGUCUCAGGGUGACCUGGCUGGGCCACGCAUCAGUCCUGGUAGAGAUGGACGGCCUGGUCAUCCUCACUGACCCCAUCUUCAGCCAGAGGGCAUCUCCCUUCCAGUUCAUGGGGCCCAAGAGGUUCAGGGGCCCGCCGUGUACAGUAGAUCAACUACCCAAGGUGGAUGCUGUGCUCAUCAGCCACACCCACUACGACCACCUGGAUGUAGGGUCAGUUAGCAGCCUCAAUAAGCGCUUCGGCGCCGAGCUGCGUUGGUUUGUCCCUCUGGGGCUCCAGGGUUGGAUGCAGAGCUGUGGCUGUAAGAACGUGAUAGAGUUGGACUGGUGGGAGGAGAGCUGUGUCCCUGUCCCCAGCCCUGUCCCCAGCCCUGUCGCUGUCCCCAGCCCUGUCCCUGUCCCCAGCCCUGUCGCUGUCUCCAGCCCUGUCCCUCUCCCCAGCCCUGUCCCCAGCCCUGUCGCUGUCCCCAGCCCUGUCGCUGUCCCCAGCUCUGUCCCUGUCCCCAGCCCGGUCGCUGUCCCCAGCCCUGUCCCUCUCCCCAGCCCUGUCCCCAGCCCUGUCCCUCUCCCCAGCCCUGUCCCCAGCCCUGUCGCUGUCCCCAGCCCUGUCCCCAGCCCUGUCGCUGUCCCCAGCCCUGUCCCCAGCCCUGUCCCCAGUGGUGUCAGCCAGGAUAAGGUGAUGUUCGUAUUCACCCCAGCCCAGCACUGGUGCAAGCGCACCCCAACAGACGAUAACAGAGAUGUAAUGAAGUCACUGCAUGUGGACCCAGAGGAGGCUGUGGAGAUUCAUAAGGACAUCAAGGCCAAACACUCCCUGGCUAUUCACUGGGGGACCUUCGCAUUAGCUCAUGAGUUUUACUUAGAACCUCCAGUGAGACUCAGGGAGGCCAUGGAGAAGAAUGGGUUGAAUGCGGAGCACUUCUUUGUCCUGAACCAUGGAGAAUCCAGAGUGAUGGGGGGAGAAAGAGAAGGAGGGGGCGUUUGACUGAUCAGAUGGGCUACAUUGGGGCGGCAGGGUAGCCUAGUGGUUAGAGUGUUGGACUAGUAACUAGAAGGUUGCAAGUUCAAAUCCCUGAGCUGACAAGCUGACAAAUCUGUUGUUCUGCCCCUGAACAUGCAGUUAACCCACUGUUCCUAGGCUGUCAUUGAAAAUAAGAAUUUGUUCUUAACUGACUUGCCUAGUUAAAUAAAGGUAAAAGAAUAAAAAUUGCCAGAAGCUGCAAUAUGAAAGAGUUUGGACUUCUGACAAAGAGAUCUAAGCUUGGCGUUAUAGCGUUUGCCUGGUUAAAGGGCACUGAUGUACAUAUUUGCAACUUUAAAAAAAAAAAAUGUUUAAUGCCAAGUGAUAAUGAUUGCACUAUUAAAUACAUUUUUUGUCAACAUGGCUGUUUCUUUAAAUUCGUGACCAAGCAAGGAAGUAAGGAAGUAGCUCAUCUACUGUUGAACCAACUGUGACCAACUUUCAAGAGUUCCUGUUGUAAACACAAUACCGUUACUAGUUUGAUGUUUCUAUAAUUGUAAUCUAAGAAAUUAUGGUUAGGCCAACUAGACCAAGUCAACUAACCAACGCAUUCCGACUAUGGCUGCUUCCAAAUGCAUCUUCACUCCACGAGUUUGGAAAACGACACUUUCAAGGUGUAUUCACCGAGCCGCAAGUGUUCUGAACACAGCGAAGGGAACUUU
Messenger RNA from Oncorhynchus keta (chum salmon), 1718 nucleotides. RefSeq names its product N-acyl-phosphatidylethanolamine-hydrolyzing phospholipase D-like. The record is from RefSeq and is a predicted model, not a curated record. Gene Ontology annotation, biological process: N-acylethanolamine metabolic process; N-acylphosphatidylethanolamine metabolic process. The coding region runs from base 1 to 1020 and encodes 339 amino acids. Gene Ontology annotation, molecular function: zinc ion binding; N-acylphosphatidylethanolamine-specific phospholipase D activity. NCBI's taxonomy places the organism in Eukaryota, Metazoa, Chordata, Actinopteri, Salmoniformes, Salmonidae. Gene Ontology annotation, cellular component: membrane-bounded organelle; cytoplasm. The transcript is spliced from 5 exons.